This is a messenger RNA of Diabrotica balteata, 1068 nucleotides long. NCBI's taxonomy places the organism in Eukaryota, Metazoa, Arthropoda, Insecta, Coleoptera, Chrysomelidae. The record is from the annotation of a GenBank genome assembly.
GGUAAUACCGCGUAAAUUUGGCCGGCGGGAUCAGGCUAGCAAAAAAACUUGACUAUGGCAGCUACUAGUGUAGUAGUGUUAGACAGAGGAAACAACACCACUUGUACUAUUAAUCUACAUGGUGCUACAGUUGUGUCUUGGAGAGUAAACAAUCAGGAACAAUUAUUUGUGAGUAAGCUAGCAGUCUUUGAUGGAAAAAAAGCAAUCCGAGGAGGAAUACCUUUUGUUUUUCCUCAAUUUGGACCUUGGAGUUUUGGUCCUCAACAUGGGUUUGCUAGAAUUGUUAGAUGGAAUUUAGAAAAAGCUCCUGAAAGACUUCCCAGUGGAGAUGUGGAAGCUGUAUUUUCUAUUAUGGAUACAGAAUACACUAGAACCAUGUGGAAUUACCCGUUCAGACUGACAUAUAGGCUGAUACUUCGUGAAAAGGAGUUACAUUUUAAUAUUGCUGUAUAUAAUCCUAGUAAGGAAUUAUCAUUCAGUUUUAACAUGUUACUGCACACAUAUUUUAAAGUUCCUGAUGUACGACGUUGCCAAAUUACUGGCUUACAAGGCUGCACCUUUAUGGAUAAAACCAGGGAAGGAGCAAUAUAUCAAGAGGCUCGUGAUGUUGUAACAAUUGGAGAAUGGACUGAUAGGAUUUACCAAAAUACUCCACAAGAACAUAUAAUAACCAAUGUUGUAUCGGGUCGGAAGAUGCGCAUUCAAAAAUAUAAUUUUCCUGAUACCGUGAUUUGGAAUCCAUGGAUAGAUCAAGCUAAGGACAUGUCAGAUUUCGGAGAUGAUGAGUAUCCAAAUAUGGUUUGUGUAGAAGCGGGACAUGUGUCAAGCCCUGUAAUUCUUUUACCAGGCACAGCAUUUGAAGCUAGCCAAAUUUUACAGGUUAUGUGAAUACAGCUAUUGCCAUGUUACUCUAAAGUUUGGUCAGUCAUUUUCAUAUUAUAUUAUUACUAGUAACAUGGAAGUUUUCGUAAAACAUACUGAUGAGAUUUGAUUUAAGAACAGCUUGUUUCAUUUUCAUUUACUUAUGAUUUAAAAAAAGUUUUUAUUCAUAUUAAAAUUAAAUUUUAA